This is a messenger RNA of Cavia porcellus (domestic guinea pig), 766 nucleotides long. It is a transcript of the gene Bola3, whose product is annotated as bolA family member 3. The record is from RefSeq and is a predicted model, not a curated record. The coding region runs from base 270 to 602 and encodes 110 amino acids. The transcript has 4 exons. Gene Ontology annotation, cellular component: mitochondrial matrix. NCBI's taxonomy places the organism in Eukaryota, Metazoa, Chordata, Mammalia, Rodentia, Caviidae.
UGCGCGCCCGCAGCCGUGCAGGGCUUGUAGCUGCGGGCAGGAGGACCGCGCGGCGGAACCGGGCGCCGGAGGCGGAGGAGCUGAACCAGGGCGGAGAGCGGCCACCAGCUCUGCAGGUGCCACUGAUCCGGAGCGGGCGGCCCGGGCCGGGCGGGUCAGCGGCCUCCGGGCGACAGGGGGCGGCCUCGCCCACCGCGACAGCUCGGGUCCUGGCACCCGCGCCCUUCGCGCGGCACGGCGACCUCGGCUGCGCGCCGCGUCGGCCGGGCAUGGCGGCCUGGAGCCUGGCCGCGGGGCCGCCUGUGCUCCGCCGGAGCCGCAGGCUUCCUCUUCUCUACUUUGUCCAUCGGAUGUUUGCUUCCCAGACGGAGGGGGAGCUCAAAGUGACUCAGGUUCUCAGAGAAAAGUUCCCUCAAGCUACAGCUAUCAAGGUCACCGACAUUUCAGGAGGCUGCGGGGCGAUGUAUGAAAUUAAAAUCGAAUCAGAAGAAUUUAAGGAGAAGAGAACUGUCCAGCAGCACCAGAUGGUUAAUCAGGCACUAAAAGAAGAAAUCAAAGGGAUGCACGGACUGCGGAUAUUUACCUCUGUCCCCAAACACUGACUCUGCCCUAGCUGUGUAGAUGCUGCUGCCUAAAGCCCUGGAUGACUUCACCUACAGCAUUCUUCGCUGAAAAAUUUGUCUAUUUUUGUUCACAGAGAUUUCUAUAUUAUAAUUAUAGAAGAUAUAUUAUCUACAUAGAUGUUCAUUAAAAGCCAUAGACCACU